Molecule: messenger RNA, 513 nt
Organism: Nerophis lumbriciformis (worm pipefish)
Lineage: Eukaryota; Metazoa; Chordata; Actinopteri; Syngnathiformes; Syngnathidae
Source: RefSeq, a predicted model, not a curated record
AUGACAGAGCCUCAAUCAGCGUUGUUACUCAGGAGACAGCUCGCAGAGCUCAAUAAAAACCCAGUAGAAGGAUUCUCAGCUGGACUGAUUGAAGAUAAUGAUCUUUACAGAUGGGAAGUUCUAAUAAUCGGGCCACCAGACACACUUUAUGAAGGUGGUGUGUUCAAAGCUCAUCUGACAUUUCCCAAAGACUACCCUCUCAGGCCACCGAAAAUGAAAUUUAUCACAGAUAUCUGGCAUCCUAAUGUUGACAAGAAUGGAGAUGUAUGUAUUUCUAUUUUACAUGAACCUGGGGAGGAUAAGUAUGGCUAUGAAAAACCUGAAGAACGCUGGCUUCCCAUCCAUACAGUUGAAACUAUCAUGAUUAGUGUUAUCUCCAUGCUGGCAGACCCAAAUGGUGACUCGCCAGCCAACGUGGAUGCAGCAAAAGAGUGGCGGGAAGACAGGCACGGAGCAUUUAAAAGAAAAGUUGCACGCUGUGUACGGAAAAGCCAAGAGACUGCGUUUGAGUGA